This is a messenger RNA of Rotaria sp. Silwood1, 438 nucleotides long. The record is from the annotation of a GenBank genome assembly. Lineage: Eukaryota; Metazoa; Rotifera; Eurotatoria; Philodinida; Philodinidae.
AUGGCCAUUUCGAUUUAUUUACUUAUUCAUGUUAUGGAAACAACAAAAACAACUAGCACAACAACUACUAGUACUCAACUCCGUUGGAAUUCAACAGGCUCGACAAUAGUUGGCAUAACGAGUUCAUCAGGUUCAGCUUCAAAUCAAUUAUAUACUCCUUAUCAUUUAACAUUAGAUUCAAAUGAUUCACUUUAUGUUGCUGAUUACGAUAAUCAUCGAGUUCAAAAAUAUUUAAAAGGUGCAUCAACUGGAACGACAGUAGCUGGUAAAAAUGUAACAGCAACUACUGCUUUAGAUAAUUUAUAUUAUCCAACUGGAAUUAUUGUUGACUCAAGUAUGAAUAUAUAUAUAGCAGAUACAAACAACAAUCGAGUUAUGUUUUGGUCGAAUGGUGCAUCAUCAGGAACACAAAUAGCUGGUUCAAAUCAACUCUAUUAA